This is a messenger RNA of Vigna umbellata (rice bean), 2814 nucleotides long. Lineage: Eukaryota; Viridiplantae; Streptophyta; Magnoliopsida; Fabales; Fabaceae. The record is from RefSeq and is a predicted model, not a curated record.
UUGUGUUGCCGACAGAUGUGAAAACAUAUGUUACAGUAAUAGUUACAGGAAGCAGUUGUAUUGUAAGAGUGCAAAGUUGGUUUCUGGAGAAAAUAAAUUAUUGCUGAAUCUGCUCGUAAUUUGCAUAGCUUCUUUCUCGCAUUCUCAAUUUCUUUCUACCGAUCAAAUUCGAUUUCGACCCAAAGAGAAGUUAAAUUCUGAGGAUCUGGCUUCUGUCGCUGUAGCCCUUUCUUUGGUUUGUAGAUUUUCAAUGUGCAUGUUGAUGCAGCGAAGGCAAUCAAUCAAUUACUUAAUUGAUAUCUGAAGCUGCUUCAUACAAAGUUGUGAUGGAUAAAGUAGGGCGUGGUUUCAAGAGCUUCAGAACAUUAUUGGCUGUGGCUUCUAUAAUCUUCCCUGUUUUGGUCACAUUUACUCUCAUACACCAGAACUCAGUUUUCGAUCUCGUCCAUGGAUUUAAUGUUUUGGCUGUUAGAGCUCACAAUGCUUCUAAUAUUGUCUUGAAACAAGGAGCUCAAAAUGCGAUCACUACUAAUGUCGUGCAGGAAGGAGCUCAAAAUGCCUCAAUACAAGAGUUUCAAAAUGCUACAGUUAAAACUGGGGAAGAAAAGGAUCAUAAUGUUAUUCCAGACUCAGCCCCUGUUGAUAAGGUUUUGGAAAACAAAAAUCAGAAUUCUAAGCCUGGAAUCUUAGAAGAACCAGCUCAGGCACUACCUCUCUUAGAUCUUGGUCCAAAGAAUAAUUCAUCUGAAGAUGGGGAGAAUGUUUUGUCCCUAUCUACUAGCAUCACCAUUUCUAAAGACAAACUCCUUGAUGGGCUUCUGGUUUCAUCAUUUGAUGAAGCAUCAUGCUUUAGUAGAUAUCAAUCUUACUUGUACCGCAAAAGUUCCUCUCACAAACCUUCUAGAUAUCUUAUCUCCAAGUUACGAAAAUAUGAACAUCUUCAUCGAAGUUGUGGACCUUCUACCAAAUUCUACAACAAAAUCAUGAGAAAGGGCACAAAAUUUAGCAAUAAUGAUGUUAGUACGAAAUGCAAAUAUCUUGUCUGGACAGCUGUCAAUGGAUUAGGGAACAGAAUAGUAACCUUGGUUGCAGCAUUUCUUUAUGCUAUCCUUACAGAUCGUGUUCUGCUUGUCAAAUUUGGGACCGAUAUGUCUGGUCUCUUUUGUGAGCCAUUUCCUGAUUCCUCAUGGUUAUUGCCCAGGAGUUUUCCUUAUUGGAAAGAUCAGAAGCAUAUUGAAACAUAUGAAAACAUAUUAAACAAUUUCAAGGUAAACAGUUCACAGGUACUUCUGCCACCAUUUCUUAUUCUUAAUCUACAGCACUCCCAUGACCGUCACAAUAAUUUUUUUCAUUGUGAUGGAAGUCAAGAUCUUCUUCAAAAAAUUUCAGUGCUGAUUUUACGGUCAGAUCAAUACUUUGUCCCUUCUCUUUUUAUGAUUCCAUCGUUUAGAGAAGAACUAAGUAAAAUGUUCCCCCAGAAGGACACAGUUUUUCACCAUCUUGGACGUUACCUUCUUCACCCAUCAAACAAAGCAUGGCAAAUAAUUAGAAAAAUUUAUGAGGCACAUCUAGCCAAGGCAAAUGAGAGGAUAGGUCUGCAGAUUAGACUUUUUAAUACUCAUCGACCACCACAUCAAACUGUUGUUAACCAAAUAGUAUCCUGCACCCUUCAGCAUAAGUUGCUGCCUGAUUUCAACGCACAAAAGUCAGUGGCUUCUCCUUUGAAGAAGACCUCAAAAGUUGUUUUAGUAGCAUCUUUAUUCUCAGAAUACGGUGAGAAGCUGAAGACUAUGUAUCAGGCAAAUAGAACUGUGACCAGGGAAGUAAUAAGAGUUUAUCAGCCCAGUCAUGAAGAGCGUCAAAAGUCAAAUGAUGACAUGCACAACAUCAAGGCAUGGACCGAAAUAUAUUUGCUGAGUUUAUGUGAUGCAUUGGUUACUAGCACUAAGUCUACUUUUGGUUAUGUUGCUCAUAGUCUUGGAGGUUUGAAGCCAUGGAUUUUGCAGAGGGGAUAUAAUGAAACCAUCCCAGAUCCACCUUGUCGACAUGCCAAGUCCAUGGAGCCCUGUUUCCAUUAUCCACCCAAAUAUGACUGUAGGGCCAAUAGCACAGUUGAUUUUACUUCCCUUUUUAAUCAUAUGAAGCAUUGUGAAGAUGUAUCUGGUGGAUUGAAGCUGGUUAAUGGUAAUCACUAGGUAACAAACCAACAUGAUGCCAAGCACUGGGCUAUUUGCUUUGCCAACCUUUCAAUAAUCCUUCUUUGCUCUAAUAUAUUACUACUUUGGACAGUUUUUGAGGUUGUCAAAUGGACUGUAACUGAUUAGGUUCCUGUUAUCCACAAUGUAGCCUUGUUCUGCGGAAGGGUUGUCUCUGAUCAAACCGGUUUCACCAUAUUGAAUGAGUGGUAUUGGAGGUGGAAUUCUAAUACAUCAUCAAUGACAAUAUCAAGGCUAUUAUUUAUGGAGUUUUUUUACAGCAGGGAUAUGAUGGUGUUGGUUCUCCAUACUCAGAAGGGCCAUUGUAGAUAUAAUUCAAUCUGAGAAGCAUGUUUUGUCAACAGAAAUCCGAACAAGGUAUUUGCAUUAUUCAAUAUCGCUAUGGCAAACUUAGAUAGUUGAGUCUAGGAAUUCUGAAUGUCUGCCAAUUUUGCUGCGGAACUAUCUCGAGGCAUGUAAUAAUUAGUUUAGCUAGAAUGUUUCUUGCAAAAAAAAACUGCUUUUCCCCCUUGUUUUAACUGUAUGUAUUCCAUAUCUUACAUUAUUUAAUGGUAAAUUUUAGGAUUUUUGUUGUGUUUGAACAAUCGAAUUUAGUUGU